Messenger RNA from Durusdinium trenchii, 666 nucleotides. The record is from the annotation of a GenBank genome assembly. NCBI's taxonomy places the organism in Eukaryota, Dinophyceae, Suessiales, Symbiodiniaceae.
AUGAAGCUAGAGGUGAAGCCCUUCCCCCAUGAGAAGCUGGUUCAAGCAGAUGACUUGGAGGCCUUCAAGGCAGCUUUUGCGGACUCCGGGGUGGAAGACCUGAUGUCGUGGAUCACAGCUGACAAGUUUGAUGCUUUCAGCUGGUCAAUAUUGCAUUUUGUGGUCGGAAACAAUGCCUUGAAGAUUCUGGAUUGGGUUCUUGAUGAAGUCGCUGCGGUUAUCUCGAAGCAGAGCGGUGAUGACAAGGACUUGCGAAAUGCGUAUGUCAAGCUGCUGACGACCAAAUCGUUAGACAAUGAGAUCCCACUGCAUUUGGCCGCACAAGAAGGGCACAUUGAAAUCAUGGCGAGGCUUCUUUCCAUCAUGGAGGACAAGUUUGCCGGUCAGAUCGCCAGGCUCCAGUGUGGCAGUAAAAACAGUGAUGGGAGCACUCCUCUUUUGGUCGCAAUUGAGCAUGUGGGUGGCAAGCCCACCGAGAAGGUGGAGAAGAUGCUGGAACUGUUGGUCGUGACAGGUGGUAGCAAUCUUGAAGCUCAGGAUGCCUCCGGCAUGGAUGUCUUUGGCGCCGCGAAGUUCAUGACCAACCGUGGUCCUGAAAUCGAAAAGAUUCUGCGAAAGCUGAAGCGUUCGAAGGCUGCGAAGGCGGCCCCGAGGACAGAAAGCUGA